Molecule: messenger RNA, 760 nt
Organism: Diuraphis noxia (Russian wheat aphid)
Lineage: Eukaryota; Metazoa; Arthropoda; Insecta; Hemiptera; Aphididae
Product: mitochondrial import inner membrane translocase subunit TIM44-like
Biological process (GO): protein import into mitochondrial matrix
Cellular component (GO): mitochondrial inner membrane
Molecular function (GO): protein-folding chaperone binding
Source: RefSeq, a predicted model, not a curated record
AUAUUUUUAUUUUAUUAUCACCUCGCUCUGAUUCAUUUYACCGUCGUCCAUCCGGUCCGGCGAUCUAUGUUUCGUAAGAAAUAAAACAUUUAUUUCCAAAUGUGUGACUUUUAAAAAUUUAUAUUAAUAUAUACAAACACCAAAAACAUCAACCAUGUAUUCUGUUUGGCGACAGUAUCAAUAUGUCUAUAGAAAUACACAUUACUUGAAGUAUUAUUCAACGACACCUCCACAAAAACCAAAUUUUGUCAUGCAACUGAUUCAUAAUAUAAGGGAUGAAAUUUCUAAAAGUAAAGAAAUGAAAAAAAAUUUGGAACAAUUUCGUGCUGAAAAAAAGAGAUUGGAAGAAUCUGAUAACUUAAUUAAAGCUAGACAGAAAUUGAAUACAAUAGAAUCAGAAACAUUCAAAGUGACUCAACAAGCCAAAAAUGUAAUGAGUGUUGUAAUGACUUCAGUUAAGAAAAAAGUAAAUGAAGCUAGUGAAUCUGAUUUGGCAAAAAAAGCAGGUCUACUAGGCGGAACUAUAAGCAAAACGGUUCUUGAAAGUGGAACUAAAAUUGGUCAGUCUGGACCUGUUAAGACUUUUUCGAAUACUGCUGAAGCUAUUUCAGCUGAAAUAGAAAGUGAUACAACUUCAUUAAAUUCACAUGUUUAUAAAGCACCUACUACUUUGAGAAAACGGUCAGACUUGGGUCACCAGGGAACAGUUGUUCCUAAUGAAACAGAGACAGGUGUUACUGUUCAUAAAGAUUCAAUGUAA